ACCAGCCCCCGCGCCCGCUUGCCCGCCCUGCGGUCCAGUCCUGGUGCCCGCUCAGAACCAGCUCCCAGUGCUGUCCGGAGCAGCAAACCAGUAGCGAGUGGGCUUCUGCAAGGAAGUGCUAGCCUGUCUCAGGUCUCUCAGUCUGCAGGUCUGCACCUCUGCGGUUUCCAGCGCGCUGUGACACCUGGAAAGGAGGAGAGACCUGCCCAGUAUCCCUGCAGGACAGGAAAAGGAGGGAAAUCUCGACAUGGAAGAACUCCAUGGUGAAAAAGAGGGAAAAUUGGCAAAGGAGGGAAAGCCAGAAGAUGAAGUAGAGCCUGAAGAUGAAGAAAAGUCCGAUGAGGACGACAAGCCGGACAAGAAAGCGAAGCCAGCACACGAGGGGAAGCUAGAGGAUAAGGCAGAGCCAGAUGAGCAGGGACAACCACGAGAUGAGGGGAAAUCAGAAAAGCAGGGAAAGUCUGAAGGGGAGGGUCACUGCCAAGGGGAGGGCAAGCCUGAUUCCCAGGCAAAGCCAGCCAGUGAGCCAAGGGCCGCAGAAAAGCGUCCUGCUGAAGAUUACGUGCCCCGGAAAGCAAAACGAAAAACAGACAGGGGGACAGACGAUUCCCCCAAGGACUCUCAGGAGGACAGGCAUGUAAGCAGUGAGGAGAUGAUGAGAGAGUGUGCAGAUAUGUCAAGGGCUCAGGAAGAGCUGAGGAAAAGGCAGAAAAUGGGUGGUUUUCCCUGGAUGCAGAGAGAUGCACAGGAUGCGUUCGCCCCCAGGGGCCAGCGCGGAGUCAGGGGAGCGAGGGGCGGAGGCAGGGGCCAAAGGGGCCUACACGAUGUCCCAUACCUUUAAUGCCUUUGGCCUUCGAGUCUGACUUCUCAGAUGAGAAUAUUGCUGGCCCUGCUUUCCCUGGUAGAUACUUGCCAGGCCCUGUGCUUUAACCUUGAGCCGAUACUCUGCUUUAGGUGUCACUGUCCUUACCAGCAGCCUUUUGACCCAACUACAGUGCUCUCUGUCUUCUAGUACAGGAUUUCACCCAUGUGCAUGUACACUGUAAGAUAACAAUAAAAAGUUUGCAGAACUACAUA
Messenger RNA from Nannospalax galili (Upper Galilee mountains blind mole rat), 1077 nucleotides. It is a transcript of the gene Tceal3, whose product is annotated as transcription elongation factor A like 3. The transcript is spliced from 3 exons. The coding region runs from base 248 to 841 and encodes 197 amino acids. The record is from RefSeq and is a predicted model, not a curated record. Lineage: Eukaryota; Metazoa; Chordata; Mammalia; Rodentia; Spalacidae.